CGCGCAGCCAACUUAACAUCAUUUGUAAGCAAAUUUGUGCAGGGUUUUAAUCGAAAUUCACCGCAUUUAUUUGCUUCUGCUUAAAUAAAGUAUUCCAAUUACAACAACCGCAAAUAAGGCGGCAAACAGUUAAGUUUUCUUCGUUUAACAACCAUAAAUACGAUCCACUUUAGUUCAACGUAAUAAAAUCUCAUAAUGGAUACCUAUUUAUUCGAUGGCGGACGCAUUACCAAAAUGGAGGUGGACUAUGAACCUGCCUGCAAUGAGAAAAUUCCGAUGGCCAAGGAGUUGGCCAAGAAGAAUCCCGACGCCUUUCAUGAAGCGAUCGAAAUGAUGCUUCAGCUGGAGAAACAAACACGUCUGGGUGCUGACAUGGUAUCCUGCUCACGGGUGCUCGUGGCCAUCUGCCAGAUAUGCCUCCAGGCAGGUAACUGGAAUGCAUUAAACGAGUAUGUAUCACUUUUGGUGCGUCGCCGUUCUCAACUGAAGCAGGCGGUGGUCAAGAUGAUCCAGGAAUGCUGUACAUAUGUGGACAAGACGCCCGAUAAGGAGACCAAGCUAAAGCUGAUAGAUACGCUGCGUUCCGUAACCGAAGGCAAAAUCUAUGUAGAAAUUGAACGUGCACGUUUAACUAAAAUUUUGGCAGACAUUAAGGAAGCUGAUGGCGAUGUGUCAGCUGCAGCUGCAGUCAUGGAAGAGCUGCAAGUGGAAACCUAUGGCUCAAUGGAUAAGCGUGAAAAGGUCGAGCUCAUAUUAGAGCAAAUGCGCCUGUGUCUGCUGAAGGAGGACUUUGUGUCCACCCAGAUUAUUGCAAAGAAAAUCAGUAUCAAAUUUUUUGAUGAUCCGGCACAACAUGAUCUUAAGUUAAAAUUCUAUAAUCUAAUGAUACAACUCAAUCGAGAUACAUCAUUUCUGAAUACAUCUCGUCACUAUCAAGCUAUUGCGGAACCGCCACGUAAAAAGACACCAUCAGCCGUAGAGUCAUCUACUGGAGAUGAAAAGAAAAAGAGUGACGAUAAAAAGACAAAAGAGGAGGAUGAUAAAAAAUCAGAAGCCGAUUUGGCUGUUGAGCCAGAAAUUGAACUGACAGAUGCGCAGAAAAAGGAGCUCACAGACAAGCUGGUCUGCGCUGUGCUCUACUGCGUACUUGCUCCCUUUGACAACGAGCAGAGUGAUAUGAUGGCGCAUUUAUCAAAGAACAAGAAACUGGAGGAUGUCCUUGCCUACAAGGAAAUACUGCGUCUGUUCAUGUCGAAGGAGCUUAUAAAUUUUGAUACGUUCAAUGCGGACUUUGGCACGGUCUUGGCCGAGAACGAUAUGUUCAAAGAUAACAGCAAGCAUGGCAAGAAAUGCAUCACUGAGUUAAAGGACCGAUUGAUAGAGCACAACAUACGUAUCAUAGCGAUGUAUUACUCACGACUGCAUUUGACGCGUAUGAGUGAACUGUUGAAUUUACCCACAAAUCGCUGUGAGGAGUAUCUAUCCAAAUUGGCAAACAGUGACACAAUACGUGUGAAGAUUGAUAGACCGGCUGGCAUUAUCUAUUUUACAACAAAGAAGAGUGCUUCGGAUAUUUUGAACAAUUGGGCAACCGAUGUAAAUCAGCUGAUGUCCCUUGUCAACAAAACAUGUCAUUUGAUUAAUAAGGAGGAAUGCGUCUACUCAGUUAUGUGUGCCGUCGAAGAAUAAUAGCAUUUUAAGUUUAUUGUAUUUUCUUUUUGAAGCAUCUGCCCAUAAACAUACAUUUAUUGUAAUACCAACUAACCAACUACAAAUUAAUUACUUUGCAAAAGUUUGUAUUCAUAGAAUGAAAUACAAUAAUUAAAACAA
Drosophila hydei is the source of this 1830-nucleotide messenger RNA. RefSeq names its product 26S proteasome non-ATPase regulatory subunit 12 (gene Rpn5). Gene Ontology annotation, cellular component: cytoplasm; nuclear proteasome complex; proteasome regulatory particle, lid subcomplex. The transcript is spliced from 4 exons. Lineage: Eukaryota; Metazoa; Arthropoda; Insecta; Diptera; Drosophilidae. Bases 196 to 1689 code for a protein of 497 amino acids. The record is from RefSeq and is a predicted model, not a curated record.